AUGGGAACGAACGUCUGGACUAAACGGUUUGGCAAGAUCCCGCAGAAGGCUCGAGACUCCAAAGCCUACGAGAACACAAGGUUUCUCACCGAAUGGAGCUCGCUGAUACAUAGAUAUCACGCCGCCGCCCAAAAAAUCACAAAGGCACGCCUCGACAGUUGUCGAAAUGUCAUACUUUCUCGUCAACAGGAAACUGAGGAACACAAGAAGCGCCCACAUCGUGCCCAGGAACAGAAAGAAUCUGAUGGCAGACAUGAAGAUUUCAACUCGGUGCUCCAAGAAGUGCUUAAUGAUCUGAUGUGGGCAGAAGCACAGUGCCAUCCUAGAGCGGCAAGUCCGAUCAACUUCACAACUGCCAAGCUCACGUCAAUCGUGACUCUCGUGCGAGUACUCGGAAGAACUAGCCAUGUCUCGAUGUCGACCGAACCCGAGAACGAGUCUCAGGAUAAUGCGGACUCGAUUUUAGACACUCUGUACGCGUACUGGGACGAAGGCGUAAAACUCAUCUCAGAACGCGACACCGACACAGCAAACGAAAAAAGAGUUGCCGAGUACGAUGUGGCGAGAAAGUAUCUUCUCCCAGCGACCACUAAGAUUAGAGAUUUGGGACAAGGCAAUAUCGGCUUCUCGGAUGCCUUAGGACGGUCUGAAAUGGUGAUGAGAUCCGACAAAAAGUCAGCGAGGCCUGCCGAUAGGAAACACUAUCUAUUCAGCUGGGACAACGACACAGUCAUGGUACUCUUCAAGGAAUGA
This is a messenger RNA of Macroventuria anomochaeta, 753 nucleotides long. RefSeq lists its product as uncharacterized. Bases 1 to 753 code for a protein of 250 amino acids. Lineage: Eukaryota; Fungi; Ascomycota; Dothideomycetes; Pleosporales; Didymellaceae. The record is from RefSeq and is a predicted model, not a curated record. The transcript is spliced from 2 exons.